AUGGAGGCCUGGUUCGUAUCCAUGUGCUUCUGCCUCGCGGUUGUCUUCCACCAAGCUUCCGCUAUCAGCGGAGGGGCGUCUGUUCCCACUGUUCUCAAGGUCGGAAGGAAAGAGAAACUCCGAGGCGACCUUACUGGAGCUGUGCCCACACAGAAGGCCUUCCGGAGUCCGCUCGGAUGGAACAGCUGGAACCACUUCCAGUGCAGUAUCACCGAAGACAUGGUCAAGACUGCAGCUGACAAUCUCGUGUCAUUUGGGCUAGCAGCCCAAGGCUACGUCUACGUCAACAUUGAUGAUUGCUGGCAAGCCGACUCUAGGGAUUCCCAGGGUCGCCUGGUGGCAUCUCCGGUCUCCUUCCCGUCGGGCAUCAAGGCGCUAGCAGACUAUGUGCACAGCAAGGGCCUCAAGCUGGGCCUCUACUCCGAUUCCGGGAAGCGCACGUGUUCAGGCAAGCCAGGGUCACUCGGGCAUGAGGCGAUUGACGCCCUCACCUUUGCUGAAUGGGGAGUGGACUAUGUCAAAUACGACAGGUGCUACGACGAUGGAGCUCCCACCAAGAGAAGCCAUGCGGCCAUGCGCAAUGCCUUGGAGGCCACUGGGAGAGACAUCUCGCUCUCCGUGUGCCAAGGACAGGACAGCUCUGCUCUGUGGGCGUAUGGGUUGGCGGAUCCCUGGCGCACCACCCUUGGCACUGAUGACACGUGGAGGAGUGUCACUUGGGUUUCGGAUGCCAACAACAAGUGGGCCAAAUAUGCCGACCCUCGCAGCUGGAAUGACUUGGACAUUCUGCAGGUGGUGAAGCUCGGCAUGGGAGAGUCGGUGUACCAUGUGCACUUCAAUCGCUGGGCCAUCAUGAAGCAUGUGGCAAAGGGUGGCAUGGGAGAGUCGGCGUACCAUGUGCACUUCAAUCGCUGGGCCAUCAUGAAGAGGUGA
This is a messenger RNA of Closterium sp. Naga37s-1, 933 nucleotides long. NCBI's taxonomy places the organism in Eukaryota, Viridiplantae, Streptophyta, Zygnematophyceae, Desmidiales, Closteriaceae. The record is from the annotation of a GenBank genome assembly.